Molecule: messenger RNA, 1479 nt
Organism: Cannabis sativa
Lineage: Eukaryota; Viridiplantae; Streptophyta; Magnoliopsida; Rosales; Cannabaceae
Exons: 4
Coding region: 1-1479 (492 amino acids)
Molecular function (GO): nucleic acid binding; zinc ion binding
Source: RefSeq, a predicted model, not a curated record
AUGGGCGCAAGAACGGCAAAAGAAGCAUGGGACACGUUGCAGGAGGAGUUCCAAGGAAUAGUCAAGGUACGCACAGUUAGACUACAAAAGCUUAGAAGAGAUUUUGAGAAUCUCAAAAUAAAGGAUAAUGAGACUGCAAAAUAUUACUAUUCUAGAAUUAAAGAAAUAGCAAAUCAAAUGGGAGCCUAUGGAGAAAUAAUUUCUGACAAGAAUAUAGUACAAAAGAUACUAAUUUCUUGUACAGAAAAAUAUGAUUCAAUAGUUUCUGUGAUAAAGGAAACUAAAGAUUUAGAAACUAUAUCACUAACUGAAAUAAUGGACUCUCUUGAAGCAUAUGAAAGUAGACGAGAAAGGCAUAAAGAAAGCGAAGCUGAAAAUACUUUUCAGUCUAAACUCAAUUCGCGGUCUCAAAAACCAAAAGCUUAUGGGAAAAAGACACAAGAAAAACAAAAAGAAAAUAACGAAAAGUAUCCUCCAUGUGCCAUUUGUAAAAGAAAAAGUCACUUGGAGAAAGACUGCUGGUUUAAAGGAAAACCACAGUGUCAAAAUUGUAAAAAAUUUGGCCACACUAAAAAAACUUGUCGUUUAAAGAAAGCCCAUCAAGCUAAUUUUUUCGAAGAGAAAAAUGAUGAAAACUCAAGACUAAAGUCAAAAUCGGUAAUGGUCACUUCAUGGAAGCAGUCAGCAAAGGCACCAUUGCCAUUGACACUAAAAGAGGUAAAAAUGAAAGAAAACAGAUGCUUUCCCAUACAAUGGAGAUAUGCAAGCAAUGUGGCAAUGCAAGCGCAAAUAGAUGAGUCAUGGUUAUGGUAUAGAAGGUUUGGUCACUUCAACUUCCACGGGCUAGAGAUCCUCACGCAGAAGAAUAUGAUGCGAGACCUCCCAAAAAUUAAGGAGAUCAACACAGUCUGUGAAGGAUGCAUGCUCGAGAAACAACAUCGUCAACCUUUUCCAUCUGGCAAAACUUGGAGAGUCAAAAAGCCACUGGAGCUAGUCCACACUGAUGUUUGUGGGGCAAUGCGCACUCCAUCAAAUGACCAAAACAAGGAUGGAGCACCAACUCACUAUUGGAUACGCACCAAACAAAAUGGGGUAUCAGAAAGGAAAAAUAGGACUGUUAUGGAGGCAGCAAGAGCCAUGCUACUAGAGAAAGGUCUCCUAAAAAGAUUUCGGGCAAAGGCAGUAAGCACUGUAGUCUACUUGCUCAACCGAUGUCCAACCAAAGCCGUGCAGAAUAAGACGCCAAUCAAAGCUUGGAGCAGACGUAAACCAUCAUUAAAGCAUCUCAAAGUCUUCGACUGCAUAUGCUAUAGUCACAUUCCAAAAGAGAAAAGAGACAAGCUUGAUGAGAAGACUGGGAAAGGAAUCUUCUUAGGCUAUAAUACUCAAUCAAAAGGUUAUCGAGUCUAUAGCUUAGAAACAAACAAUCUAAUAAUCAGUCAAGACGUAAAAUUUGAUGAAGAUGCUACAUACAACUAG